Messenger RNA from Rhagoletis pomonella (apple maggot), 357 nucleotides. RefSeq lists its product as uncharacterized. Gene Ontology annotation, molecular function: chitin binding. Bases 1 to 357 code for a protein of 118 amino acids. The record is from RefSeq and is a predicted model, not a curated record. The transcript is spliced from 2 exons. NCBI's taxonomy places the organism in Eukaryota, Metazoa, Arthropoda, Insecta, Diptera, Tephritidae.
AUGCCACAAAUGGUUGCAGUAAAACAGUUACGAAUAUUCCUUGGCUAUCGUUGCAAUUUAAAGCGAAUAACGAUUAUGAAAACCAUUGGCACCUUAGUUCUUUGCACUUUGCUCUUGGCUAGCGCUGCUGAUGAGUACUGCGAUCCGGAUAGCGAUGGCGCACCCAUUUGUCCGACUAAUUCUAAUGGUCAAACAUAUCGUAACUUCUGGGAUCCUACUAGAUAUUGGUUGUGCUAUGGCGCUGGUGAGCCUAUUUCGGUACUGUGCCCCAGCAAUACUGGUUAUAGUGGUGUUAGUAAUAAAUGCGUGUCAUGGAUAGAUUGGGUGUGGGUGCCACCAUGUACAGACGCUAUAUAA